AUGGCUAAAGCCAUGUAUCCACGUGAUAUGAUUAAUUCGAAAUGUGAUUAUUACAUAAUUUCGAAUCCAAACUUUACUCUUGACCAGAAACGUGAAAUUCUUUUUCAUGUUAAUCAACCAGUUGAGAUCCCACUAGAAGAGUUUGAUAGCGAGUAG
Messenger RNA from Racocetra persica, 156 nucleotides. The record is from the annotation of a GenBank genome assembly. Lineage: Eukaryota; Fungi; Glomeromycota; Glomeromycetes; Diversisporales; Gigasporaceae.